This is a messenger RNA of Orcinus orca (killer whale), 4546 nucleotides long. It is a transcript of the gene EFCAB8, whose product is annotated as EF-hand calcium binding domain 8. The transcript is spliced from 19 exons. NCBI's taxonomy places the organism in Eukaryota, Metazoa, Chordata, Mammalia, Artiodactyla, Delphinidae. The record is from RefSeq and is a predicted model, not a curated record. Gene Ontology annotation, molecular function: protein binding.
UCCAUGGAAUGGACCCCUCCUCCACACUCACACCUGACCCCGUGCUGCGUGAGGAGAAGUCCUGCCUCCAGGGGCACUGAGGGCAGGUCAAGACCAGUGUCUUCUGAGGACUUGAGAGAGAGCUCUUUAUCUCAAAAGUCAGCUGUGUUCCAGGUGUCCUCUGCAGGUGGGUCCCAGAAGAACAAGGAGGUUCUCAGCUCCCCGACACCAUCCGUCUCCCUUAGCCAGACAUCCGACUUCCAACACGAGUCUCAGCUGUUCACUGAGCCACACCUGGCCCAGAUGGAGAAAACGUUUCAAGAUGAGGUCGACUCGACUGGAGCCCUGGACAUGAAGACUUUCGUUAAGGCUGUGAAGAAGAUUCUGAGCAAUGCGUCCAUCGAGAUGAUAGAGGCGCUGUUUUUGAAGGUGGACAUGAACUGUAACGGCCUCACCUCCGCUGCUUCAGGUGGCUGGAGGGAGUACCUGGACUACGUGAUGCGUGAGUUCAAGGGGAAGGAGAAGAUGAUGAGCCAGUGCUGCCUGCGCUUCCACCUUCCCAUGAGGAUCAUACCCCUGAAUCAUGGGUGUGAGAUUGUGAAAGUGGAGUUCUUAGUCCAGCGGCGCAAGAAGAUCGGGCAUUUCCUGACUGUCACCAAGGACGGGAUCCUGCAGUUCUGGUCGGAGUCCUUCUCGCUGACCAGCUCCUUUAGGCUUUAGCAGAUCCAUCCGCUCCACAACCAGCAGAUGCGGGUCAUCGACAUGGUGUGUCUGCACAACAUGAACCUGGUUGCGAUAGUGUCGACCGACCAGAAGAUAGAGUUCUUUGAUAUCAGUAACCGUAAAUGUGUCUGGGCCUUCACCUUCAUCGAUCUGGACAGUUGCGUCCUGACCUUGAACUACUGGUCUGACUAUCACAGGGCUGUGUUCUGCUAUGGGGACACCAAAGGCAAUGUCAUCGUCUUCACCUCCAACGAUGUGACCCAUGGGCUGUUCAACCCCUGAAUCCUCCCCAGGACCUCCAGAUGGGAUCACUGGACCGAUGUUUCCACACGGAAGCUCUUAAAUGAGAAGUCCCCUAUGUAUAGAAGUUACCGGCUGAGGGCUCUCCACCCCAACUGGUGUCAACAGGUCAAGUUCAUCCCCCAGCUGAACCUGGUGGCUUCCUGUUCAGCCAUCGACAAGUCCUCUCUGGUGCUGACCAUAUUGUCGCCCGAAGUCCCAGAGAGCCUCAAGUUUUCAGUGCUGAAUUUAAGAAAAGGGAUUCUUUGCUUUGAUUACUGCCCAGAAAAGAAUGUCCUGGUAACUGGUGGCCAUGACCCCCUCAUCUGCCUGUGGAACCCCUUCUUCUCGAAAAAGCCUGUGUGGCUGAUGAAGGGGCAUGAGACCUCGGUGACACACAGUCUCGCGAACAGCAAGCACAGCAGCAUCUUCCUCAGCAUCUCCAAGGACAAGAAUAUUCGCGUGUGGGACAUGCAGGACUACGAAUGCCUCCAGUCCUUCUGCGGGAAGCAUUUUGCCGUGGGACACUGCCCCAUCACCAGCGCAUACUUCCACAAGGAUGACGACAGCCUCACCUGUAGCACCUACUCAAUUGGCAUCCUAAAAGGGUACCUGGAGACGGAGGGGCCUGGGAGAGCAGAGGAGAAGACCACGACUUACAGCACGCCCCUGUGCGCCAUCCUCUACAGCAAGGUUUUCAAGCAGGUGGUGAGCGGCUGCCUGAGCGGCGUGGUGAGCGUGUGGGAGGUCGUGACGGGCAAAAGGAUGACGGAGUUCUCCGUGACUGGCGACCAGCACGUGGAGCUGACCGCCACGCCCCUGGAUGAGUCAGAGGCGUGCCUGCUCACGGGUCUGCGUGAUGGCGCCAUGAAGAUGUGGAACUACAGCGUGGGUGAAUGCCUGCUGACCUUCCCCAGCCCGGACCAGAUGGAGAUUAGUGGGAUCGUCCGUAUGAAUAAAGUGUUCUACGUGACCAGAUGGAGUAAGAGAAUCACUUAUUUCACGUUCCACAAGACCAAGCCGGUGCUCUUGUGCUACCACUGGCAGACCUUCCACACGGAGGAUGUCCUGAGCAUGGCCAGGUACCAGAACCAGUUCCUUGGAACCUCCUCCUACAAUGGGGACAUCCUCUUCUGGAACAUCAGCAUGUUCGGGCCCAUCCUCCAUUUCAACGCCUCUCAGAGCCCCUUGUCCUCGCUGCCCAAGAGGAUUAAAAAAUACCUCAGAAAUACUUGGAGGGCUUCCCUGGUGGCGCAGUGGUUGAGAGUCCACCUGCCGAUGCAGGGGACACGGGUUCGUGCCCCGGUCCGGGAAGAUCCCACAUGCCGCGGAGCAGCUGGGCCCGUGAGCCAUGGCCGCUGAGCCUGCGCGUCCGGAGCCUGUGCUCCACAAUGGGAGAGGCCACAACAGUGAGAGGCCCGCGUACCGCAAAAAAAUAAACAAACAAAAAAAACAUUCUUGUUAAUAACGAGGCCGGUUCUCAUAAAAACUUUGGAAAUAAUGCCAAGUUGGAUAUGAAUGGCUCCCAGGUCCACUGGUUGCUGGGAGGGGGCAGGGAGUGGCAGGAGGAUGAGGUGACCCCUUGAAGCCACCCUGACCAUGGAGACCAUUAGAGGCAGGCCCUGGGACUGGGUGCUGGAGGGUUCCCAGGGGCUGGUGAGGAGCCUGCCUGAUGGCCAGAGGGAUGGGUUCUGCUGCAGGACAAGGGCCUGUCCGGGGUGCUUUCCCAGGAGAUAGUGUAUUUCUGAUUUAUCUGCCCUCCUAAUGUCCAGCUGAACCCUUGCCAGCCUCUCCACCUGCCUCCCCUUGCCUGUAUGGAGUCCCUCCCUUGCAGGUUCCAUCCCUGUGCCCUUUGCAGCUUGAGCAGCCGGCCCGCUUCUAGCACAGCGUCACCCCGUCCCCGAGUACUGGACCUCCUAUCACCCGCCUGGGGCCAGAGGUUAACAGUGAUCAUUUACCUUGGUAAUCAUUUACCCAUCAUUUACCCAUCAUGGCACCUACUGUGUGCCAUGCUCUGUGCUGAGAGCUCCAUGGGUGGAACCGUGAUAGAUACUCACAGUAGAUACUGGCUUUAGCACUUCCAUAAGCUCUUAAGUAAAUACUACAACAGGUGAGACUCAGCUAUGACAAAGAUUAUGCACAUAAGGAAUAAGUGACUGAUUGAGGGAACAGGAACAAAAAAAUAUUUACAUCUGCAUUUCUAAUCGUAUACAGUGAUGACAUGGAACACGCUAUCAGAAUUUAUAGAAUUUUCUUACAAUGUUUCUAAAGUUUCCCAGAGUUUUUCCUUUACAGGAUUUCAGAUAUUUUAUAAUUUUUUUUCAAGUUUUAAAAUUGUGGUAAAAUACAUGUAACAUAAAGCUUAUCAUCUUAACCUUUUUAAAGUGCACAGUUCAUGGUAUUAAAUACAUUCAUAAUAUUGUGUAACCAUCACCACCAUCCAUCUUCACAGUUCUUUCCAUUUUGUAAAACUGAAAUUCUGUACCCAGUAAACACUAACUCCCCAUUCUCCCCUCCCCCAGCCACUGGCAACCUGUCUACUUUCUGUCUCUAUGAAGUUGACUAAGUAUCUUAUAGAAGUGGAAUCAUACUGUAUUUGUCUUUUUGUGACUGGCUUAUUUUAUUUAGCAUAAUGUCCUCAAGGUUCAUCCAAGUCAUGGCAUAUUGUGGAAUUUCCUUCCUUUUUAAGACUGAAUAAUAUUCCAUUAUAUGUAUAGGCCACAUUUUGUUUAUCCAUUCAUCUGUUGAUGAACACUUGGGUUGCUUCCAGCUGUUGUGAAUAAUGCUACUAUGAACAUGGGUGUACAAGUAUCUCUUUGAGACCCUGCUUUCAGUUCUUUUGGGUAAAUAUCCAGAAGCAGGAUUGCUGGGUCAUAUGGUGAUUCUAUUUUUAAUUUUUUUGUGAACUGCCUUACUGUUUUCCACAGUGGCUGUACACACCUUCCCACUAAUAGUGCACAAGGGUUCCAGUUUCUCUGCAUCCUCAUCCACACUUACUGUUUCUGGUUUUUGUUUUUUUGGUUUUUUUUUUUGAUGAUAGCCAUCCUAAUGGGUGUGAAGUGGUAUCUUAUUGUAGUUUUCAUUUGCAUUUCCGUAAUGAUCAGUGAUGCUGAAACACUCUUGUGAUGGUCAAGUGUGGGAUUUCUCAUCUCCCACAUCAUCUGAUACAACAGCCAUAAUUCUGUCCCCAUUGUACAGAUGGAGAGACUGAGAGGGCUGGGUCUUGCCCAAGGUCACACUCAGGUCAGGGGCAGAGCUUGACUUGAAGCCAGGAAGCUGGGUCAUGUAUGGGCAUCAGACUGCCUGGGGUUGAAUCCUAGUGCUGCCAUUUGCUGGCUGUGACUUCUGGCAAGUCAUUUUUUUUUUGCUUGGAGACUUCAUUGUCCCCAUCUGUGAAAUGGGGACUCAUGGAGCUGCUGUGAGGGUGCCUGGGUACCCAGCACAUGAUUGAUAAUUGCUAACUGAGCUUCAGACAUCAAACCCUAGCCCACCCUCACUUUUCGGGGCCAGAGGACACUCAGACUUGGGCCGGGGGCGUGAAGAAUAAACUUUAAUCUCUCUCGGA